UUGCCUAUACUGUGUUUAUCCGCGUCUGUAAUAGGUGACAGUGACAGUGACAGCAGUGAAAUCAAAUAAGAUUAGUAAAUUAGUAAAUUUAGAUGGUGUUUUAUUUAUUCUCUUAUAGAUGAAAUAUUUAAUUUUAAUUCGAUAAUAUUGCGAAUUUGAAAAUGUUGUCAUCCCCUUCAAAUAGCAUGACGAAUAAUAGUUAUUCAAACGAUCGAGGUUCAAGUUUUGAAGCAGAAUAUGCUGUGGAUCCUGCCUCGGGAGGCUUUUUCCAUUCAGACUUCAAAAAGCAUGAUGAUCUUAAAGAGAUGCUGGAUUCUAAUAAAGAUAGUCUGAAAUUAGAAGCUAUGAAGAGAAUAAUUGGGAUGGUAGCAAAGGGACGUGAUGCUUCUGUACUCUUUCCUGCUGUUGUAAAAAAUGUGGUAUCUAAAAAUAUUGAAGUUAAAAAGUUGGUUUACGUUUACCUGGAAAGAUAUGCUGAAGAACAACAAGACUUAGCUUUACUUUCCAUAUCUACAUUCCAGAGAGCUUUAAAGGAACCGAAUCAGCUAAUAAGAGCAGGGGCAUUAAGAGUUUUAUCAAGUGUGAGAGUCAAAAUGAUAUCACCAAUAGUUAUGUUAGCAAUUAAAGAUGCCUCUUCUGAUAUGUCUCCUUAUGUGAGAAAGACUGCUGCUCAUGCAAUUCCAAAACUGAACAGUUUAGAUCCUGAUAUGAAACCUGAACUUAUCACAAUCAUCCAGAAGUUACUUGCGGAUAAAACUGUUUUAGUAAUAGGUUCGGCAGUAAUGGCUUUUACUGAAGUAUGUCCAGAAAGGGUAGAUCUGAUUCAUCAAGUGUUUAGAAAAUUAUGUGCCUUGUUGGUAGACGUGGAUGAAUGGGGCCAGGUGACAAUUGUGAAUAUGCUUACUCGCUAUGCUAGGAACCAGUUUGCAGAUCCAAACCUUCAAGAAAAUAACGAAUCUGAUAAAGAGUUUUAUGAGUCAAACUCUGAAGCCUCUGAAAACCACAUACCUAGUUUGGAUCCAGAUCAUCGACUGCUUCUAAGAUCUACAAGGCCAUUACUGCAAUCCAGAAAUGCUGCAGUGGUCAUGUCAGUUGCUCAACUGUAUCAUCAUGCUUCCCCAAGAAGUGAAAGUAUCUUAGCUGCAAAAUCUUUAGUGCGUUUUCUGAGAUCUCAUGUUGAAGUACAAAGCAUAGUUCUUAAUGCAAUAGCAUCAAUGAGUCUCACCAACAAAGGGAUGUUCGAACCUUACCUGAAGAGUUUUUUUGUUAGGAUAUCCGAUCCAACUAAUGUUAAGUUGCUGAAAUUAGAUAUACUCACUAACGUUACGAAUGUUUCAAAUGUUUCUAUUAUUUUACGAGAGUUGCAGACUUACAUUUCUAAUAGUGAUAAGAAUUUUGUUGCUGCCACUAUUCAAGCUAUAGGAAGAUGUGCCUGUUCUAUUUCAGAAAUCACUGACUCGUGCCUUAAUGGUUUAGUUUCUUUAUUAUCUAAUAGAGACGAGGCUGUUGUAGCAGAAAGUGUAGUAGUUAUUAAAAGACUUUUGCAGACACAAGCUGCUGACCCCAAAGAGAUAAUCACUCAUAUGGCUAGAUUGCUCGACAGCAUCACAGUUGCCCAAGCUAGAGCCGCCAUUCUUUGGCUCCUAGGAGAACAUUCACAAAAGGUGCCACAAGUUGCACCAGAUGUGUUGCGGAAAAUGGCUAAAACUUUUCCAGAUGAGGAUGACAUUGUUAAGCUUCAAGUGAUGAACCUGGCUAUCAAAUUGUACAUAACAAAUCCCGAGCAAACCUCUUUGCUGUGCCAGUAUGUUUGUAACCUCGCCAAAUAUGAUCAGAACUAUGAUAUACGGGAUAAAGCAAGAUUAUUCAAACAAUUUGUGCCCAAUCAAGACGGCAAAAUUAAAACUCAAGCUCUUAAAAUAUUCUUGGCUCAAAAGCCGGCUCCUGAUUUAAACGUCCAACUUACGGGUCAUGAAGAGUUACAAUUAGGCUCCCUGUCUCAUUACAUUAAGCAACGAGCUAAUGGAUAUGAAGAUUUACCUCCUUUUCCUGCUAAUCCGCCUACUGGGGAUGUUAGGAACGUAGAACCACUAUCAGGGGAGGAGGAUAAAGUUCAUAAGAGUACGGACAAGAAAAGAAAAGACGAAUUCAACUCUGGAUCUGGAAUGUGGGGAAGCUGGGAGUCUGAAGCUAGUUCUGGAGGCAAUAGUAGUGACUAUGGUUCUAGUACCAGUUCUUCGAGUGAGAGCGACGACAUGAAUGAGGAAGAUACAAGUGAAGAAGAAUCUUCCGAAGAAGAAACUUCUAAAAAGGGAUCUGAAUCUGAAGAAUCACAAUCAUCCAGCGAAGAAUCUAGCUCAGCGGAUGAAGCUCCUGCUAAGCAAAACCAAAGUCUUAAUUCUACUAACAAUACCACCACCGAAUCUGUAGCAAAUAGCAAGAAAUCCAAUUUAGACCUUCUCCUAGACCUUGACGACAUCGAUAAUCCAGCACCAGUUAUGACCCCUUCUCUAGGCGGUUUCUUCAGCCCAUCAACUCCAUUAGAUGUGAAUACUAGUAUUCAGAUUGUUCAGCCAGUAUUUCUAAGUACAAAACCAGUAGAAUUACUCAAUAGGAUAAACGGGAAGGGUCUAUCGGCGACGUUUCGGUUUACAAGAACGCCACAUCUUUAUUCUCCUAGUAUGACAAAUAUUAAUCUGUUGUUUUCUAAUACUACUGGUGAGGAUGUUGAUGAUAUCCGAAUAGGAAAAAAGAAUUUGGCAUUCGGAAUGAACUUACACGAUUUUGCCUGCAUAUCAAAGUUGCCACCUAAUUGUGCCCUUCCUGCAACAUUGGGCAUUGACUUCAAUGAUACUACACAGCCUGCAAAUUUUGAAAUUGUGUCUUCCUUAGGUAAAUUUAAUGUAUCUCUUAAACCAAAUAUUGGCGAGUUGUUGAGGCCAGCCACGAUGAGCACCGCUUUGUUCCUGCAGAAUCAGACCAAAUUACGUGGUAUGACGGAACAUUCCAAAGCCGUACCUAAUUGUGUUCCAGACAUUGAAGAAAAAAUAAAGGAAUGUACAAAUUUAGGGCCUUGCGAUCGAUCCGAUCCAAAAUACUUUAGGUUUGGAGGACAAACCAUGACCUCUUCAUCUUUGGUUCUAGUAUCUAUUGAAUGCAGUGAAGAAUCCACAAAUCUAAUAGUUAAUUGUGAAAAUAUUGUAUUUGGUUCUGUUAUGCUCAACGAGUUAAUAACCAUACUCUCGUUAUAAUCUGUUAUUAUAGUUUUAAUAUGAAAAAAUAUAAAAUUGUAUAUUUCUUUCAAAAUACAUAAGGUACACUAAAUUAUUAAGUUAAUUUUUUUAUAUUAUUCAUUCAUAGUUCAUUUAUAUAUAUUUAUACAUUAUUUUUUUUAUUUAUUGUAUUAAAUUGUCAGUUAAU
Diabrotica virgifera virgifera (western corn rootworm) is the source of this 3420-nucleotide messenger RNA. RefSeq names its product AP-3 complex subunit beta-1 (gene rb). Bases 162 to 3251 code for a protein of 1029 amino acids. NCBI's taxonomy places the organism in Eukaryota, Metazoa, Arthropoda, Insecta, Coleoptera, Chrysomelidae. Gene Ontology annotation, biological process: intracellular protein transport; vesicle-mediated transport. The record is from RefSeq and is a predicted model, not a curated record. Gene Ontology annotation, cellular component: membrane coat; AP-3 adaptor complex. The transcript has 14 exons.